AUGGCAACACUCAAGCCUCCUUCAGCACAGUAUCGCUCCUCAUCCUCACAUACGCCGACCGGCCCCCCGAAGGCUCCUCUCAAGGCUGAUCCCUCGGCCACAAUCGCCGACACCGUCGUUUUCCAGGGAACAUACCCCGUCACCAUCGGUGCCGGCACGAUCAUCCACCCGCGUGCGCGCUUCUACGCCUAUGAGGGGCCCAUAAGUAUCGGCGAUGGAUGCGUCAUCAGUGAAAAGGCCGUGAUUGGAGCCUCCCCAAGCUCAUCCGUCUCAUCAAGGGCGUCACCGUCCUCCUCAACCGGCCCGUCGCCUUCAUCCUCUUCCACUGACCUCACCCGACCAACCGGCCAAGAAAUAGCCACGCGCAUAUCCUACUUCGUCAUCAUCGGGCCGCAGUCCACCGUUCUCCCCGGCGCGCACAUCCAUUCAUCCGCAGAGAUCGAAGCCCUGACCACCAUACACCGCAACGCGGAGAUCGGCUCCCAUUCCAAGAUCUGCUCCGGCUGUGAGGUUCCUGCGGGCGGCGCUGUGGCCGACUGGACGGUUGUCUGGGGCAAUGGGGUCGGACAGCGGCGCAAGAGAGCACGCGAUGCGAGAAUACCUGGGCCCGCGGUGCUGGUCGCGGCGCAAGUUGCGCAGACCCCGAUGCCGUCGCCUGCGCCAGCAGGCAAGGUGAUUGAAGACGCGAGGUUGAUGGCUUUGCAGAAGGAGAGAGAAGUGCUGGCACGCAUGCUUGUGCCCUCUGGGCCCGCGCGGAAGAAAUAG
Messenger RNA from Penicillium macrosclerotiorum, 765 nucleotides. Its product is annotated as transferase hexapeptide domain protein. The transcript has a single exon. Gene Ontology annotation, biological process: mitotic spindle organization. The record is from RefSeq and is a predicted model, not a curated record. Gene Ontology annotation, cellular component: dynactin complex. Gene Ontology annotation, molecular function: dynein complex binding. NCBI's taxonomy places the organism in Eukaryota, Fungi, Ascomycota, Eurotiomycetes, Eurotiales, Aspergillaceae. The coding region runs from base 1 to 765 and encodes 254 amino acids.